Molecule: messenger RNA, 1476 nt
Organism: Xylaria bambusicola
Lineage: Eukaryota; Fungi; Ascomycota; Sordariomycetes; Xylariales; Xylariaceae
Exons: 3
Coding region: 479-1102 (207 amino acids)
Source: RefSeq, a predicted model, not a curated record
GGGACUCCGCCUGGUUUAAGCUUACACGUACACUAAUGUUUCGAUGGGGUUGAGCUGGGGUGCCUGGCAUUUUGCGGAGUUGAUAAUUUGAUAAAAAAUACCGGCAGAGGUGGCGUUAUGCUUGGCAGCCGACAAUGCAUUUCACGCUUAUCAUCGAUAUUGAGACUAGCACAAGCAUUGUUAGAAGCCACUCUAUCACAGCUUUUGGAAAUGAAGCAAAGCAGGGUUCUCCCUAUACUAUGAAUGCAUUGCAACCGCGCCUCCGACUCUGAGCCGUACACCGUCCACCAACAUGCUGCUGCGGCGGCGGCGGCGGCGACGAAAGUCGUGAAUAUAAAGCGUCCGUUAUGGCCGGUUUAUUCACGAUCAAUUGGCCCACCAGUGAUCUCGCUCCUCACACUAGUGCUCUCAUCCUCAUCCUGUAACAAGAUCUUGAAUUGCCACUACCUAAUAUCAAGCACCCACGUCAACAAGCACCAUGUUCAACUCCAAGCAGAUCCUGUCCGUGGCUACCCUUGCAGGCGCCUCAUCGGCUCUUUACGCAACCAGCACUCCUGGCCAAGACCCAACUUGUGUCCAAAGCAUACUUUCCUUUUCGGAUGCUCCUUCGCCGGCCCCGGCGCUCCUUUCCUACCUCGAUAAUGUCUUCGGCUCCGGGCCGGUAACCGCUCCUGGUGCGACCACGGCUCUUCCAGAUUUCACCCUGGAAGAUCCCGCUGGAUACGAGGCUUACUUCCGCAAGCUCGCCACCGAGCUUCCCGCCUCUCUCACUGCGGACUUCCAGACAUACGCCGCGGGCCUCAUUAGCUAUGGAAGGGACCAUUUGUCUGCGUAUGAGGCAUACAUCACGGACUGCAUUACCACGGGUGAGGCAGCAUCCACUCUCAUCGACGAACUCCACGAUAUGCUCCUCGUCACCGCAACCCCUACCCCCACCGCUGGUGCGUCCAACGGCACGUACCCAACUGGCACGGGCUCUUACACCGCACAGCCCACAGCUACGGGCUCCCCAAUUCCCACAGCCGCCGCUGCCCGGCCUACAGGUGCCAUUGUUGGCGGCGCCGCUCUCGGCGGCCUGCUCGCUGUUGCUGCUAUGCUCUAAAUCAUCAUUCUGACACUAAAUUGAGAUUCGACAAGCCCAAACUUGUUCUCUCUCAACUUCGUCGCUUGGGACUGGGUGCUAAACGAACUGCCCGAAAUAGGGGCCUCUUUCGGUAUAUUAGCUGAAUGGCCUUGGGCUACCCGGUGGUCGUUUUACAGUCAUGAGAUGUGACGAGUUGAUAAUGUGGAAGUGACUUCAUGUACGCUUUGUGUACUAUUUAAAGGGGAAGAUGAAAAUAAAUGUACUUUCAAUCAAUAGACUAGACGGUCGGUUGUCGCGUCUGAGUUUUGCAGGUAGCUACUAUUCUAUAGACUUUUAACACUGGCAGAAUAAGAUUCGUAGCAGUUAAUUACUUCAUACAUAUUUCUCGGUAU